This is a messenger RNA of Photinus pyralis (common eastern firefly), 3648 nucleotides long. RefSeq names its product putative nuclease HARBI1. The coding region runs from base 1242 to 2327 and encodes 361 amino acids. The record is from RefSeq and is a predicted model, not a curated record. Lineage: Eukaryota; Metazoa; Arthropoda; Insecta; Coleoptera; Lampyridae. The transcript is spliced from 3 exons.
AAAAGAGUGCAAUACAUGAACUGUUUUCUCGCGACGCAGCGGUUUAAUUAGCUCGCUUGGAGGCGCGACGUGCAGCGGCAAAAUGUUGCUUCCAAAAGUUCUCAUUCUUCAUCUUUUCAAGUGCAUCAGUAUUCACUCGCACGCAGUGUCCUACGUGAGCGGUAACACGCGGUUGUCGCGACUAUAUCAAAGCAUGAUAGUUUAUCCUGCUGUGCCGCCUCAAAAACACUGCACAGCAGGUUAAAAUAUUUGAUAUUUCCGCGUCUGCCCCUUCAGUCGAACAUGUGUCUGCACUACUUUAUGAACUGGUCGCGUUUGCCGUUUAAAAUAAAAAAAAAGAAUCAAGAGAACGUAAAACCAUAAAAAGUUUCUAGUAAUUUACAUUGUUUGGUACAAUGGCCCGUAUGAAUAAAAGUAAGCAAAUGCUCAUACUUGCAAAAUUCAAACAGCGCUUCUAAGCAGAAGGACGACGCAUUGUCUAAAAUCUUUUGGCAACACUGCACUGUCAUGGCAGAUUAUGUUACAGUAUCGUUUGCCGCUAUUUUGGCGUUCCUAAAUUUUAUCAAGGGAAUAGUGAUUUUGCUUAGAAGAUGGCCACCAAAAAAAUUUUGGGGUAUCCAGAAAGCUCUAUGACAAAUGCUCUUAAUUAGUGCAGUUAGAAGUGGUAUGCCUGUUAAGACAGCAUCAAAGACAUUCAAGGUUCCCAAAACGACAUUACUUUAUAAAUUUAAGGGUAUUAAUCCGGAGUCUAGAAAAAUGGGGCCUGCUACAAUUUUUUCAAAAACUGAAGAGGAUCUUCUUGUUACGUGGAUAACAUCUAUGGCAAAAAGUGGGUUCCCGAUUUCCAAAGACAUUUUUUUAUCCAGUGCUUCGAAACUAGCCAAAGAGCUUAAAAAAAACUUCAAAAAUAACAUGCCCGGCCGAAAGUGGUACGAAGGAUUUUUACGUCGACAUCCCGAACUAAGGCUUAGGGCCGGUUGUACAAGUAUAGCUUAAGCAGAGUUUAAGAAUUAAGCUGAGUUUAAACACAGUUCAAUUUUUUAGAGUGUUGUACAUACUUCACUCAACAACUAAACGCAACUUAAGUUUUGUUUUAUUUAAGCAGCCGAUUUUGUUGGUUUAAGCUUAGUUUUGGUUCUUUGCGCAUAGUCACCGAUUUGUUAGUUUUGUUAGGUUAUAAUUUUAUGUAAUACCUGUUACCAUUGAUUAACAUAAUCAAUGCUGUUACCCUCCAAAUUGUAAUGGAGUUGCAUGCACUAACAGAUGAUGAAGAUUUCCUAGAAGUAAUUAAUAUAAUUGGACGCAGAAGAGCAGCAAAGAUAUAUAGGCACCGAGAUAACCACUUUACAAAGUGGAAUGAUAAGGAAUUUUUAAAUAGAUUUAGGUUAUCCAAAGAUUCAGUUCGUUUUGUAAUUGAUUUAAUACAAGAAGAAAUAUCACAUCCCACAAACAGAAACUUUGCAGUAAGUGCCGAGUGUAUGGUAUUAUUGGCACUAAGGUAUUUAGCAACUGGCUGCUUUUUGUCAGUUGCAGGCGACUUUAUUGGCAUCGAUAAAUCUACUGCAAGCAGACUUACUACAAAAGUCUGUCGAGCCAUUGCCAGUCAACACCGCAUUUUUAUCAAAAUGCCUACCACAGAGGAAGAAAUGAGAGAAAGAAGUAGAGGCUUUUACAUGAUUAGUCGUUUCCCCAAAUGCAUUGGUGCUAUUGACUGUACCCAUGUGAAGAUUAUAUCCCCCGGUAACAAUGCUGAGAUUUUUCGAAAUCGGAAAAAUUUUUUUUCUUAUAAUGUGCAAGCUGUUUGUGAUGCAAGCCUGAGGAUUCAAAAUAUUGUAUGCAGAUGGCCUGGGUCAUCUCAUGAUAGCACAAUAUUUUUACAUUCUCAAAUAAGAAAUCAAUUUGAGAAUGGAGACUUUAGAGGGUACUUAUUAGUUGGAGAUGCAGGAUAUGCUAUUAAGCCGUAUUUAAUUACUCCUCUAAGAAAUCCGAUCACUCGUACUGAAAAUUUAUUCAAUGAAUCCCAAAUACGCACACGUAACCCAAUAGAACGGUGCUUUGGUGUGAUGAAACGCCGAUUUCCCAUAUUGUCAUUUGGGAUUCGACAACGCGCAGAAAAGGUCGAGGCUAUAGUAAUUGCAACUGCAGUAUUACAUAAUAUAGCUAGGAACUUUAAUGAUGCACUGCCAGACAUAAAUGAGGAAGAACAAGAAGCUAUUGCAGCUGCUGAAAUAAAUUUCGAAGUGGAAAAUGUUCCAUAUUACAACAAUGGACUAAAUAAUGCUGUACGUCAUCACCUUAUUCACGAAUACUUUAAUCGCUUAGCAUAGUGUACAGUGUAUAUUACGAACAAACUUAUUGUUUAACAUUUUUUAAUAACAUAUCUUUUUGUAACUUCAAAAUUUCCAUUUUUAAUUUGUGUUCUUCUUUCAUACAUUCUAGUUCGAACUCAGAUUUUGUCUUUUUUAUUUCUAAAUUUAACUUAUGUUCCUCUUCCGUAUGUUUUAAUUUUACUUUUUGUUCUUCCAAAACACCUUCCAUUCUACUCUCUUCCAGUUUUGUUUUAGCCUCUGCCCACUGCGAAAUCUUCUUGUUAAUAACACCCUGGGAUGUAUCUAAAAUUUUAAAAUAAUUAGUAUUUAUAGUACAUUUCUGAAAGUGAUUUUACCAGUGGUGUUUACACAAAGCGCAGCUGAUUUUUUUCUUUUAAGCAUAUUAGGUGUGUACUUUUUCCAGUUUUUAUCACCUACAAAUUCAGAAGGAACUUAGAUUUAAUACUUUAUGACCAGUACCGUAUACUACCAUUAUUUUCGAUAUCAUCUGUUGCAGAUGGUUUUACGGUCGAACUGUAGUCGUGAUCGUUAGCAAACUCUACUAUCAUCUCUGUAACGAAACAAUAUUGAACCACACACACACUUGGAAGUCCUUAUUUACCAUUACUAACUUGCAGGUCGUCUGUUUCUGGUAUUUCAAUUUCAACUGGAAGUAGUAAAAUGUAUGUAAAUUGUUUAUAAUGUACACAUUUUUUACUUACUAGCAUCCCCAUCAAAUUGUGAUUGAAAUCCCUCUGCUCUUGGGCCAAGUAUAUCUUUAAUGCCCUCUUCGGUGUCAUUUAAUGGGGUGUCUUUGUAAGGACCACCCCCAGUUCCCAUUGAAUACGUUUUAUUUUCAGACAGUUUCUUUUUCACCCUUUUCUUUAGAUUUUCGAACUUCUUUUUUAACACAGCUUCACUACGGUGGCUGUCGUUUACUACAUUGAACUCCCGAGCAACAUUUGACCAGGCUUCGGUCUUUUGUUGGUUCGUAACCGCAUCUGUUUUUUUGCACUCUAAGACAUGUUCAUAUUGUUUUACUAAACUGGUUAAUAUUGCCUCUUCUUUCGCGGUAAAAUUGGCUGCACGCACUUUUUUUUCGUUAGAGCACAUCGUUAUAAAUAAACUAGUAUUGAUUGAAGGUUAAGUUUAUUCACAACAAAUAUCCAAUUAAUUCUUUAUGCGCAUGUUUGCACGUUGCCAACAACAGAAAAUUGUGGUUUUGGUAAACGAAGUUUGAACGCAGUUUGUACAACGAGGUUAAACGAAAACUACGCUCAAAACUUGGGCGUAGUUUAGUUAAACCAUCCCUGAACUUCACACUUGUACAACCGGCCCU